AUGGCCUUAGCUGACCUUAGCUGGCUAUAUGCGCCACUAGAUUUUGCGCAGCGAUUGGGCACGUUGUUACCUCUGUAUCCUUCUCCAUAUUCUGGUCGUUCCCUCGACGUGGCCCUUAGCGACAGGGUCCUCUGGAAACCAUGGCGUUCUACGGCGCUGCCGCCCAGCCAUAUGAAGAGGUACUUUUUUGGCCAGUCUCGAGGCAGCACCGAACCGUCAUCGCCUGAUGCUCUGAAGGCUUUUUACCAGGAUAUGGAGAGAAAGGAAGUGGAGCGCAGGACGUCGAAGCGCAAUACCAGAUCCGGCACUUCCAUUUGGUCCCGCAAGUCGGUUAAGCGAUCAACACAACCCUCUUCCCAACCACGACAACCGCAGCCCUCUCAUCCUUCCGUCACCGAAAAAGAAACUUCCCGCAGGAAUGAAGACGAAAGGGAGAUGGAAAACCUAGAGCAAAGGGAGCAACCUGACAACCUAACAUCACUUGCUAGUACUCGUUCUAUCGUCCCAGAUCCCCUAAAGGACCUCCCUGCCUGGUACUUGAAGGACGACCUGGCCUCUAAUUCUGUUGCUCUGUACAAGAUGCGCUUCAAUAUCCACAAUCCAGUCGGACCACGACGCUACUACAACCACCAUCUCAUCCCGCCGUCUCAAAAGUCGGCUUCGCGCCCACCGUCCAUUUUCUCGCCCUCAUUUCCGCCCAUGGCUACCUCUUCCGUGCCAGAGCAGUCUGAAGAAUCUAUGCGUAUGCCUGGCCCCAGCCGCACGCCCUCAAAUUCGCCCCUUCCGACACCUAGUUCGUCACAGGUUCGCGUUGGCGACAUCGGUAGCAAGCCUAGGUCGCGAAAAACAUCCCAGACGGCGCACGACACCGUUGAUCUGCUUGACGUUACAGACCCGUGGGGGACCAAUUGGCACCAUGAGUCGCCAUAUGAUGUGGGCCUCAAUAAUGGUUCCUCUGUUGAGGCACAGGAGGGCCGCGCCCGACACACAAGCCUGACAAACCGGGAUAACCGGCGGCGCACUGUGACGCCAUCGCCGCUUUCUCAAUCAACAUCCGCAGUGCAUCUUCAGCCACCAGACGCUGGUGGGGCUAAGUUACCUCGCAAGCUCAGCAAGCGCAGGACACCCACCUUUGGCGGUUUUUUCGGACAUUCAGAUUCUAAGAAUGACCGUAAUGCAAUAUCCCUGCCGUCAACGCCACUCGACGAGCCGCCAUCUGCUCGCUCGUCUAUAGUUUAUCCACCUCCUACUCCGAAGCGGAUAUCUACCGUUCCCGCAGUACCUCCUUCGGCCUUCAAGCCAGCUUCUUUGACGUCAAAGAAGGAUCGACGUGGGAGUACGUUGGGUCGUCUAGUUAAGAGAUUUUCCAUUCUGAAAAGACCGGCAACGGCGAAUGUCUCGGAUACCAGUUGGCAUCAUGUUAAGGCAGAAGAGAAGAUUGAGAAGCGGUCAUCGAUGGUGGUAGCGCGUCAGCCUUCGCCAGAGAAAGUCACCAAACGAGUGCCUCCUCCUUCCGCAGAAUCAGUAACUCCUUCUCCCUCGGUAGAUGUUCCAAAGGAGCAACCAAGAGAAGAUCGCGAGUCCUUAGAUUCCGUAGACCCGCCUUACUCGACAAUGGGUAAACUAACCGUGGCUAACCCUGAUACACCGAGUUCUGGUAGCACCACACCCCAUCAACGGACUAUUCCCCUACCGCCAGAAAGGCGUGACCCUUCUUACUCUGACCCUCCUUCACAGCUGGCGCAGGUGCCUACUGCACAGGCUACUUUAUCCCUUUUGCAUGGUUCUUCGUCCCUCACCAUACCAGGCUCUUCGUUGUCUCCGGUUCAGGGUUCAUCAUCCCCGGUACCGGCGUCGUCGAUGCAAGUGUUUUCAGAAAGUAUGCAACCAGAGGUACGGUCGUUUGACAAGCCAUCUGAGAAGCUUCAAACACCCACUCCUAUAUCCGUAGCUUCAAGCAGCCGCGCCAGACGGUCGUCUGCUGAUGUAAAACGUCCUUUUACUAGUACCCCGGAGGUGUCGGUCCCGGCUGCACUCAUGAGCCAUGGUAAGAGACGAUUGGAUGACACAAAGCCUAAAGCCAAUGGCUUUCCCGCAACUCAGCCAACAGCCUCUGGAGCGCCUAGUGCAGACACCAGGAAGAUGUCACGGUCACCAGAAAAGAGCAAUGUAACUUCGGUUUUACCCAAGUCUACAUCUGCACCACCAGUUCCAUUCCCUGCAUCGGAUCCCACACACGAACAUGCAUAUCUAUCUGCAAUGAUUUCUACUUAUCCCCAUGAUUUCGAUAAUUCUCCCAUGUCCGCGUCAUCUAUUUUAGUCAAUCCUCCGACACCACAUAUCAAUUCUCAUUUACAGAUGGCUUCUCCUGCUCCAAGUAGCGUCGCCCCCCCAUUGCCCCCGAAACCCUCUGCGGAAGCCAAACAUCGAGAAUCAUCGCCCAGUGUCAACUCCGUGACUAGCAAGCAGACAGAAACAUUUAAACUCGUCCGUAGCACAUCCGGAAAGGUCUAUGCUUCUAGCGAAACGAUUCGGGCGGCCGGCCAGCAAUGGGAGGUGGUGGAGGACGUGAAAGGGAAAGGGAAGGAGACUUACCGGUCUAAGUCUAAGUCGCGGGAUCGCGAGAAUAGCAAGGAGAAGGACAAGUCUGAUUCCGACCGAGAACAUCGGAAGCAUGGCCAGAAAUCGAGUCGACGUUCUGCUGACGUACCCCGAGCCUCCACCUCCAGCGCUUUGCCUAGGGCCAGCAGUUUGGACCGAAAUCGUCGUGCCCCUAUUCCUGACUUUAAGAAGGAGAAGGAGGCCGAGCCUCACAAGCGAAGAGAGAGUCGAGGACGGAAGUCAUCGGAAACCGCUCUGAACGUCAAUAAACCUCAACCUGCCCCUCCCCCACCAACUCCAGGUGCUGCUGUCCCUCGUAAACUGGAGCGUAACCAAUCAAAUUCAGCACGACCUACUUCUGAAGUACCUCCUACUGCGGACCUGAACGCUAUGAAGGGCAAAGAGGCAUGGGAGAUGGAGCGCCUUUUCAAGGCACGAAGCAUGUACGGCCUCGAGCGUGAGGCCUCAUCUUCCGCCCCCGUUCCUGCCCCUACCCCGAAUGGGAACGACGCAAGUGCCAGAAGUGCUCAUGGAUCAAGUCACACUUCGUAUACCGUGCAGAAUGCCUUCCAGAACCACCAACCCCCCCAUUCGCACAUAUACCAUUCCAUGCCUACUAGUAGUCCCGCCAUUGUGUACUCGUCGGGGUCACAAACACAAUCUCUCCCCCAGAAUCUUCAUCACGUUAAUACGCCACCUUCAUUCAAACACAGUCCCUAUAAUGAUUUCUUACCGCCAUCACGACCUAAUCCUCUUCCAGAGCCUCCGCGAGAAUCGCCUUACCAGCCAGUUCCUUUAGACGCACUUCUGGACUCUACGGUCGCCUCUGAAUAUUGGACUAAAUUUGCUGGGGUGACCACCGCGCACUGA
This is a messenger RNA of Guyanagaster necrorhizus, 3471 nucleotides long. RefSeq lists its product as uncharacterized. The record is from RefSeq and is a predicted model, not a curated record. The coding region runs from base 1 to 3471 and encodes 1156 amino acids. NCBI's taxonomy places the organism in Eukaryota, Fungi, Basidiomycota, Agaricomycetes, Agaricales, Physalacriaceae. The transcript has 4 exons.